UUAAUUGGUUCAACAACUUCCGCAUUUGCUCCUCAGCGCAACAUGGCUAUGCAACCAUGGAACAGAGUAAACAUUCCCUUUCCAAGCGCCGUUUCAAGUGUCCACAUCAGUUACGAUCUCCAGACAGAUGUGAUCGUAACUGACCUGCUGCUGGACAACGAGAAGGUCCUGAAGCUUCUCCGCUGUGAGAUAUUCCACACGGAGAUAAAAGUUCUGAGCGGGAUGCUGCGAAUGCUGAGGAACAGCCACCGGGGAAUGAAGACUUAUAAAGCGUUGAAACAGGUUGAACAAUGCAUCAACAAGCUGAAAAACAUGAAUCUUGAUCGAGCCCUUCAAGACCUGACAGAUUUAUGCCCCAAAAACAUUCAAAGGGAACUGGGUGUGAAAGCUGGGCAGUGUGAAGUUCCCAGUCAGCCGACUCUGGAGUGGACGUGUCUCAAAGUUUUGGGAGCUGCUGAAUUGAUGAGCUGCUCAAUGGACCGCUGCAGCGUGGCUUUCCUACGUUCAAAGCAGCACCUGAAGUUGGAGGAGUUCAUCACCCUAAAUGUGGUGAUCAUCAGCAUGAUAAGCCGACUUUGGGUGCUUUUCCGUGGGAUCCUGGUCAGUCUCUCCUCUCAGUAUGAGAAACUGCUCAAGCUCCUGGCACAGGUUUCUGAACACAAACCCAUGCCCUUCCUCACUCAUUCCUCUUUACCUGAGAACAUGGAUGAGUUUUUGUGUGGCUCCCAUGCACUUAUAGUCAGCAAAAAGCUAAGAGCUCAAAGUGCCAAAGACCUGAGAAGGAAGAUGUCUGCCAACCUUCCCAUCCCUAUGGGACGCAAGACGGUGAAAGAGGACCUCGGUGUUUCCAUGGAAAGAGAUUUCCUCCCAGACACUGAUAUGAAACAGUUUCUUAUGUCCUUCAGGAAUGCAGCGCAGGAGCAGACCCCCUCCAAAGAUGUGUCCGGGACUGCGAAGAUUGAGGCGUUCAAAAAACAGCUGCGUGAAACCCCAUCUUUUUGUGACAUGUGUGAGACUCUACAACAAAUACUGGGGUGGUGCAGAUGUCAGAAAUUGAAAACAGAAAAGCGACUAUUGAAAUUUCUUCAGUUAAAAUGCCAAAGAAUGAGAGGACUGGAGGCUUCAGGCUCCAAUUUUCCGAGGAAGCUGCAGGACUUUAAACAGGAAGUCUGCUGGGCGUUGUCUCCGCAAGGACCGGUGCCGAAGACGCUUCAACGUGUGAUGAAGAGGAGGAAGAACCGCUUGAUAACGUAUUGUCAGAGGCUUAAGAGUUGUUCACGAUUGUCGACUGUCAGGUUCAAGGAGAAGAGUGAGACACAGGAACAGGAAGUAAACAGAUCUGAAUCUCACCUGUCUGAGGUUGACGCAAGCAGAAGCACUGACACAGACGUAGAAACAAGAACCCACGAUGACAUCGAUGACAUUUUUGCUUCUGUAGGUUUGUGACGAUUAGUCAAGUGUCUGAUAUGAUAUAUAUAUAUUGAAUUGAGAUUUUUUUUCUGCUCAAUGUGUAUGUAAAAUGUGUCAACCAUUCUUUUUUGGAUGAGACUUCGGACAGCACCCUGCUGAGAAGCUUCAGUCCAGCCUUUCAGAUGUCACAAAACAGUUGGUUUGUCCCACCCAAAUGCAUCCUCAUGCCCCAUCACGGAAUUAAUGAAAUCAUCAUUUUAUGUUUUGAAUAAUGUUAAAUUGAAAUCAUGUGGAAAAAAACAAUACCUUUUGAUGCAUUUCUAUCCAAAUAUCCAUGUAAUUCUCAGUAUUGUCACACACUGACAUUUUUAUCCAGUGAACAACUUUUUAUUCAAUGAGCAGCAUUUUUAUAAAAUUAAGCAUAUAAAAAAGGGUCUGGAACCCACCCCUUGCUCCCCUGCGACUGCUCUCUAUGACCUAAAGUGAAAUGAAAUUUGUAAUUUGUGCAAAUGUUGUAUGAAUUCUCAACUUUUGACACAGGCUGCUCUAAUGCAGCAUGUUGUUUGAGAUGUGGCGUGAAAAGGUGUAAGUUAGUUAAAUGCCUAAAUGCAAGCAUAAGUGAAGAAAUGGAUGUCUAAAUAAAUAUGGUUAUGUAUUUA
Synchiropus splendidus (mandarinfish) is the source of this 2069-nucleotide messenger RNA. RefSeq names its product nucleolus and neural progenitor protein (gene rmp64). Bases 43 to 1446 code for a protein of 467 amino acids. The transcript is spliced from 9 exons. Gene Ontology annotation, cellular component: nucleus. Gene Ontology annotation, biological process: positive regulation of Notch signaling pathway. The record is from RefSeq and is a predicted model, not a curated record. Lineage: Eukaryota; Metazoa; Chordata; Actinopteri; Syngnathiformes; Callionymidae.